This is a messenger RNA of Auxenochlorella protothecoides, 1638 nucleotides long. Its product is annotated as putative tRNA (guanine(26)-N(2))-dimethyltransferase 2. Gene Ontology annotation, biological process: tRNA N2-guanine methylation. The transcript has 5 exons. Bases 1 to 1638 code for a protein of 545 amino acids. Lineage: Eukaryota; Viridiplantae; Chlorophyta; Trebouxiophyceae; Chlorellales; Chlorellaceae. Gene Ontology annotation, molecular function: RNA binding. The record is from RefSeq and is a predicted model, not a curated record. Gene Ontology annotation, cellular component: nucleus.
AUGGCGGAGGCGGCAACUGCCACCCCACCGGAGCUGCCCACCAAGCCCAUCCCCGAGGGCUUCACAGCGCGGACAGAGGGCAAGGCCACCAUCCUGCAGCAUGGUAACGAUGUCUUCUACAACCCCGCUCAGGUGAUCAAUCGCGACCUGUCCAUCGCGGUGCUGCGCUACUUUGCCGCCCUGCGCGCCACCGAGCCGGCCCCCACGGGCCGAGCGGCGCAUCGCGCGCGUCGUGCCUCCCCCACGAAUGCGGCGGAGGUCUCAACCCCUCCCACCCGCCCCGGCCUGACCGUGCUGGAGGGACUGGCCGCCUCGGGCCUGCGCGCCAUCCGCUAUGCGCAGGAGGUCCCCGGUCUGGCCCGCGUGGUGGCGAACGACCUGGACCCCAGCGUGGUGGAGGCCCUGCGCCGCAAUGUGGCCUUCAACGGCGCCCCUGCGGUUGACCUGGUGGAGCCCAGCGUGGGCGACGCGCGCCUGGUCAUGCUGCGCCGUGCCGGCGAGUUCGACGCGGUGGACCUGGACCCCUACGGCUCGCCCAGCCAGCUGCUGGACAGCGCGGUGCAGGCCGUGGCGGACGGCGGGCUCCUGCUCUGCACCGCCACCGACAUGGCGGUGCUGUGCGGGAACAACAGCGAGACCUGCUUCGCCAAGUACGGGGCCUACCCGCUGCACAAGCCCUACUGCCACGAGCAGGCGCUGCGCAUCCUGCUGGGGGCCAUCGAGACCGCCGCCGCGCGCUACAAGCGCCACAUCGUGCCCCUGGUCUCACUGUCCAUCGACUUUUACGUCCGCGUCUUCGUCCGCGUCUACACCAAUGCGAACGAGGUGAAGAACUCGGCCACGCGCAUGGGGUACGUCUGGCAGAGCCAGGGCUGCGACUCCUUCUACUGGCAGCGCAUGGGCCGACGGCUGAUCAAGGGCAGCAGCGUCAAGUACGCGCCCGGGUCCGGGCCCGCCGUGCCCCAGGCCUGCCCCGAGACGGGCGCCGGCUUCACCAUGGGCGGCCCCUUCUGGGCCGAGGCGUUGCACAGCGCCGAGGCGCUGGCCGGCAUCCUGCAGGUCCUGCGCUCCGACCGCGCCGCCUUCCCAGCCUACGCCAAGGUGCACAGCAUCCUCACCGCCGCCAGCGAGGAGCUGCUGGACGCGCCGCUGUAUGUCAACCUCCACGACGUCUGCAAGACGCUCAAGUGCUCCGCGCCGCGGGCAGAGGUCCUGCGCUCCGCCAUCGUCAAUGCGGGGUACAGGGUGUCGUCCACCCACGCCUGUGCGCUGGGCCUGAAGACCGACUGCCCCUGGAACGUCUUCUGGGAUAUAAUGCGCUGCUGGAUCGCCGAACAUCCGGUCAAGAACGUCCUCCCCGGGUCAUGCUUGGAGAAGAUCCUGGCCAAAGCGCCGGAGCACAAGGCCAACUUUGCGCGCGCCACGUCUGCGCUGAGCAAGGCGCGGACCUCCAAGGUGGCGCGCUACCUCCCGAACCCCGAGGCCAACUGGGGUCCCAAGCCCAAGCAUGGGAGGGGACCGAAGCAGGCCGAGGCAGGGGCGCAGGUGGGUGCCGCCAAUGGCGCACACAAGCCCUCACCUGACGAGGACGGGGGUGCAGAGGCUGUUCAAGAGGCGAAGGUUGCCGCGCCACAAUGA